AACGCUACAAAAAGCAAAGACGGCGAUCAUUUUCUAACGACGGGUGAAAGUUCAAGGUAUUAACGGGACGGGACACUAACACAAUGACGACCACCGAUUUAAGGAAAAGAAAGUUGGCAACUGAUGAUAAACCGGCAGCGGGGAAUCGCCGUAAAGGCAGCAGCGGAAGCGGAAGUGGUGUCACCGGAGGACGAGGACCCAGCGGCCUGAAGUUGUCAUUUCUAUGUCUAGUUGUGUCCGUGGUGCUCCUACUUUUUGUAUUUGGUGUGUAUCAUUUGUAUAAAAUUAAGCAUAAAAGCGAACCUGAUCCUUCACAUCAGCCGAUACUAACGAAACCUUCCACUUUUCACCCUGUUUCAAUGCCCUAUCAUCAUGACUCCCUUCAUGUGAAUGUGAUGCCGUCCAAACCGAAACCGACACCGGAACAUUCACUACAUGUUGACAACGAAUACGAUCCGACCACUGCAGGUAUCUCGGAGAAUGCCAGUCCCUAUUUGGCUCGUCUGGCAACUAAGCUAGGAUAUAGUAAGGUUCAAUAUGCUGCCAUAAUUGACGCUGGCUCAACGGGUUCGCGUGUCCUGGCGUAUAAGUUUAAUCGUAGUUUCCUAGAUAAUAAGUUAGUGUUGUACGAGGAACUUUUUAAGGAACGCAAGCCAGGCCUCAGCUCAUUUGCCGAUAACCCCUCUGAGGGAGCACACUCUAUUAAAUUGCUACUCGAUGAGGCUCGUGCUUUCAUACCCAAGGAGCACUGGUCGUCCACACCAUUGGUAUUGAAGGCAACAGCAGGACUGCGGCUUCUUCCGGCUAGUAAAGCGGAGAAUUUACUGAAUGCUGUUCGUGAUUUAUUUGCCAAAUCUGAAUUCAGUGUCGAUAUGGAUGCUGUAGAGAUUAUGGAUGGGACAGAUGAAGGCAUUUUCAGUUGGUUCACCGUGAACUUCCUAUUGGGCCGCUUGUCGAAGACCAAUCAGGCAGCUGCCUUGGAUCUCGGUGGCGGCAGCACCCAAGUGACCUUCUCUCCGACUGAUCCUGACCAGGUCCCAGUAUACGACAAAUUCAUGCACGAAGUUGUAACUUCUAGCAAAAAGAUCAAUGUUUUCACCCAUAGCUACUUGGGUUUGGGAUUGAUGGCGGCCCGCCAUGCUGUGUUCACCCAUGGCUAUGGAAAGGACGACACAAUCAUUGAGAGUGCGUGUGUGAAUCCCAUUAUAGCAAACCGCACUUGGACGUACGGCAAUGUUCAGUAUAAGGUUAGUGGUAAGGGAGAAGCAGCGGACAUUAAAUCAAGUGCUGAGCAACCCGUGGUGGACUUUGAGGCUUGCCUGGAACUAGUCAAGAGUAAGGUGAUGCCAUUGGUAAAGCCAAAGCCGUUCACUCUCAAGCAGCACACAGUGGCUGCAUUCAGCUACUACUUUGAGCGGGCAAUAGAGUCGGGACUCGUUGAUCCGUUGGCGGGCGGUGAAACUACCGUCGAGGCAUAUCGCAAAAAGGCGCAAGAGAUUUGCGCCAUACCUAAUGAUGAGCAGCCCUUUAUGUGCUUUGACUUAACUUUUAUAUCUACUCUAUUGCGCGAAGGAUUCGGUCUGAACGAAGGAAAAAAGAUUAAGCUUUACAAAAAAAUUGAUGGACAUGAAAUCUCUUGGGCUCUUGGCUGUGCGUACAAUGUUCUGACUAGCGAUGAGAAAUUUAAUAAUUCCUAAAUAAGAAGCUGAAAUAACAGAAUUAGCGUAGAUAAAUGUGCCUUAAAAGUGCAUCGAACAUUUAGAAAUAUCUUAUAUGUGUGGCAGGAAAUCUGUAAACUUGACACGUUUAGUUUGAGUAAUUGAAUUCCAACCUUUGUGUGAUUUGUAUGUAACUAUAUGUUCUGACAUUGACUUUGCUGUAAUUGUAUUUAAUUCCUUUUGUAUAUAUAUUAUAAAAACUUAAAGGCAAUAUUUAUGUAAUUCACUUAGUUUAAUUAUUUUUCGCACAGAUAAUAAAAAUGUUAAACGAAAUGUAUCAAUCA
Drosophila willistoni is the source of this 2002-nucleotide messenger RNA. It is a transcript of the gene NTPase, whose product is annotated as ectonucleoside triphosphate diphosphohydrolase 5. The record is from RefSeq and is a predicted model, not a curated record. Gene Ontology annotation, cellular component: membrane. The transcript is spliced from 3 exons. Lineage: Eukaryota; Metazoa; Arthropoda; Insecta; Diptera; Drosophilidae. Gene Ontology annotation, biological process: nucleoside diphosphate catabolic process. The coding region runs from base 84 to 1697 and encodes 537 amino acids. Gene Ontology annotation, molecular function: GDP phosphatase activity; UDP phosphatase activity.